This is a messenger RNA of Metarhizium album ARSEF 1941, 873 nucleotides long. RefSeq names its product PQ loop repeat protein. The transcript has 3 exons. Gene Ontology annotation, cellular component: endosome; trans-Golgi network. Gene Ontology annotation, biological process: phospholipid translocation; retrograde transport, endosome to Golgi. The record is from RefSeq and is a predicted model, not a curated record. Lineage: Eukaryota; Fungi; Ascomycota; Sordariomycetes; Hypocreales; Clavicipitaceae. Bases 1 to 873 code for a protein of 290 amino acids.
AUGACCUGGCUGACCAACUUGACGGGCUUUGCUGCCCCCUUCUUCAUCGUCAUGUCGCCAGUCAUCUCGUACGGCGACCAGAUUCUUGCCAUGCACCGGAAUAAAUCGAGUGCUGGCUUCUCUCUGGACAUCCCCCUGAUCAUGUUGGUGGCUUCCCUCUUCAGGAUCUUUUACUGGCCGGGCUCUCGAUUCGAUGCCAGUCUGCUGGUGCAGUCGUUCCUCAUGGUCGUGGUGCAACUCAUUUUGCUCAAGACCGCCCUGGAACACAGGCCUCUGCCCGCGACCAAGGGCGGCGAGGGCAGCAUGCCGUUCUCCGGUCUCGAACGAGGCGGGCCGCUCGACAUUCGACGCCCGUACAACUUUUGGCAGUGGCGGUCGCACAAGCCAUACUGGCACUUCCUCCUCUACCUCCUCGGCGCCCUCAUCGCCUGCGAAGUCCUCUUCCGACCCGUGGAGCCAGUCUACGACGCGUACUCGGUGCUCAUCGGAUACCUCGGCCUCUCCAUCGAGGCGACGCUGCCCAUCCCGCAGCUGAUCGCCAAUGCGCAAUCACAAUCAUCCAAGGGCUUCCGACUGUCCGUCCUGGCGAGCUGGAUUGGCGGCGACGCCAUGAAGGUCUUCUGGUUCUUUACGUCCACGAGCGCGAUCCCGCUGGCCUUCAAGGUCUGCGGCUGUUUCCAGGCAGCCUGCGAUUGUCUCCUGGGUGUUCAGUAUUUCAUGUAUGGCGCCGGCGACAACGAAGCCAUUUUGAAGGAGCACGCCAUGGAAGAGGCUCACUGGGCGCGUGGCCACCGGGCUUCUCGUUCCCACACGCCAAGCCUGUCGGGCGGCACAAAGCGAGGGCCCAUGUUCAGCGACACCGAGGCGGAAUAG